AUGAAUCAAUUAGCUAUGAUUGGACUUAACCCUAAUGGUCUCAGCCGACUGCUUGCUACUCGUUUUUACAAACAAAUAGUCCAAUCUCAAUUAGAAUAUGGUCUUGCUACUAGCAAGAAUAUUUGGUGGUUCUUGCAGAUCCUCUAUAAAAGUAAUGCUACAACUGACGAAGUUGCCGACUAUGACAGAGCGUGCCCAUAUACUACAAGCUCAAUUCCUCUUACGAUCUCUGUCAUUGCCAGAUAA
This is a messenger RNA of Rhizopus microsporus ATCC 52813, 246 nucleotides long. RefSeq lists its product as uncharacterized. NCBI's taxonomy places the organism in Eukaryota, Fungi, Mucoromycota, Mucoromycetes, Mucorales, Rhizopodaceae. The transcript is spliced from 2 exons. The coding region runs from base 1 to 246 and encodes 81 amino acids. The record is from RefSeq and is a predicted model, not a curated record.